Closterium sp. Naga37s-1 is the source of this 2097-nucleotide messenger RNA. The record is from the annotation of a GenBank genome assembly. Lineage: Eukaryota; Viridiplantae; Streptophyta; Zygnematophyceae; Desmidiales; Closteriaceae.
AUGGAGCUCGCUUCGAUAAAGCGGGCUGCGAUAUGGGUAUUCGCUGGACUAGGCCUCGCGCUGGCGAUAAUCUCCUGCUGCGAGAUGGCGGACAACUAUCUCGUCCUCUCCCACCCUGACGCCUGCAUCGCGUCGUCCAACGGAACCCACUGCGCGGCAGAGUUCCGCGUGGCGCGGCGAUCCCUAGGCGUGGUGCCGCAGACGGCGGAGCAAGUGACCUCAGCCAUGAUUGUGGCGGUGCAAGCGCAAGUCGCGGCGCUAAUCGACGCGGCCGACGAGAUUAAGUCAAGCAACGUGCGGAACGAUCAUUUCAUAAACGCCAUGGCGAGGAGCUGCGCGCGACAGGCUAACAUUGCGCUGCGCUACCUGGAGCAGGUGGGGGAUGCGGUCGAGGCGGGCACGAAUCAGCGCGACGUGCCGUACUGGUUGGCAGCCGCCGAUACGCAGAUCGACAACUGCGUUGACGGUUUCCAGACUUUCUCGCCCGCAGCGCAAGGCUUCCCCGCUUACGUGCAUCUCGAGUACACUGCUAAGAAAGCGGGCAGCACGCUUGGCGCCCUCGUUUCAAUCACCAACGCCGCCGCGAAAGCCGUUGCUACCAGCGGGGACGAUGAGGUGGCUGUGCGUGGACGAAGCAUGGCCGUUCAAUCAAGCAGCCCGGAUUGGCUUGAGCCGGGCUUGUACGAGCAGCUGCAGGAGCUUCAAACGAGGCUGAAUGCCGAACUUGCCGUUGCGGACGGAGGGGAUUUGGAGGGCGGUUCUAUCUUGAGGAGGCAGCUCCGCCACCGCCAUAACAAGAAGAAGAAGAAUAAGAAGAGCAGCGGCAGCAGCAAGAGCAACAGCAGCAAGUCCCCAAGCAAGAGCAGCAGCAGCAGCAGCAGCAAGAAGAGCAGCAAGAAGAGCGGCGGCAAGAAGAGCGGCAGCAAGAAGGGCAGCAAGAAGAGCGGCAAGAAGAGCGGCAAGAAGAGCGGCAGCAAAAGCGGCAUCAAGAGCGGCAAGAAGAGCGGCAGCAAGAGCGGCAAGAAGAGCGGCAGCAAGAGCGGCAAGAAGAGCGGCAGCAAGAAGAGCGGCAGCAAGAGCGGCAGCAAAAGCGGCAUCAAGAAGAGCAGCAAGAAGACCGGCAAGAGCAGCAGCAACAAAAGCAGCAAGAGCGGCAGCAAGAAGAGCGGCAAGAAGAGCGGCAGCAAGAGCAGCAGCAAGAAGGCGUCACCGUCCUCCGGCGCAAUGGUUGCCGGCCCGUCCCUUGCGGCCAGCGCGACCGUCGGGAAGGGAUACAAGUCUAUCCAGGACGCCGUUGAUGCCGCUCCUGGCGGUUCGCGAUUCGUGAUCUACAUUCCCGCGGGAACGUACAAGGAGCAGGUGCUGAUUGAUACGACGGAUAUCGUUCUGAUUGGUGCGGGCGCGGAUAAGACGAUUAUUACGGGCGACGCGAGUUACGGCAGCGGGUCCGGGACCUACGAGUCGGCUACAGUUGGGGUGGAUAGCGAUAGGUUCGUGGCUUUCGGCAUCAAAUUCGUCAACACGGCAGGCCCGGAGAAUCACCAAGCAGUUGCGUUUCGCGCCACUGGUGACCAAUCAGCUCUUUUCAACUGCGCGUUCGAGGGAUCGCAAGAUACAUUAUAUGUGGACGCGGGACGGCAGUACUACAAAAACUGCUACAUCGGCGGCACGCAGGACUUCAUUUUCGGCGACGCGGCUGUGGUCAUCGAUGCUCCGAAGAUUCAGCUGCACCCGAGUCCCUCUUUUGGAACUCUAACGGCGUCGGGGCGCAGUAAGGAUACGCCAACCGGGAUUGUGAUCCGCGAUGCGAAUGUCGCGGCGGAUAGCGGUACUACCAGGGUGUAUCUGGGCCGUCCGUGGAAGAAAUGCGCCUUCACGGUGUUCAUCAACGCCAAUCUCCCCGCGGCGAUCGAGAAGGACGGUUGGCUGUCGUGGAACGAGGGCAGCUGCAUGUUCCUCGCGGAGGCAGGCAGUAAGGGGCCUGGCGCCGCGUCUUCCCGGGUGGACUGGGCGGAGCCUGGGAUUAUCACGGACGUCAGCGGAUACGAUGCUAACUCUUUCACGGAAGUCAACAGCUGGCUCAAAUUGUCAGGCUAG